AUGUGGGGACACACGGACAUUCGGGGGGGGCAUGUGGGGGAUGUGGGGACAGACUGGAGACACGCAGGACAUGUCGGGGGUGCACGUGGGGGGUUAAUGGGGACACGCAGGAUGCGGGGACACCCUGGCGACAAGCAGGGCACACGCCGGGAGCACGUGUGGGGACUUGCGUGGGACACGGAGGGGACAUGUAGGAUGCGGGAGACACAGGACACGCAGGACACAGAGUGCACAGAAGAGGACAUCGGGAAGGGGGGAGCGCACAGCAGACACGUGGGACGCAGGAUGGCACAGGCGCGCAGGGGACACGGGAGUCACGGGAAACUCGGAGGGGACCGGCACGGGGACAGGGGCGGGGCGCUGCCGCGGGCGCGCUGGCAGCCCUCGGACAUCGACCCGCGGGCGCUGCGCAGCAUCGCUGCCUACGUGGAGGCCACGGCACUGCCCAACCUGCUGCCCCCCAUCCUGCUGGACGUGUCCCAGGGCUGGGAGACCUGGGGGGGCACCCAGCCCGGCACCCUCGACCUCCUGGUCAGCAUCAACAUGAUGCACAUCGCAGAGCUGCGGUGCACCGAGGGCCUGUUCAGGGGUGCCGGGGUGCUGCUGAAACCUGGAGGAGUGCUCUUCACCUAUGGGCCCUACGCCGUGGACGGCCAGAUCAGCCCCCAGAGCAACGUGGACUUUGACCGCAGCCUGCGGCAGAGCAAUCCCGCCUGGGGGCUGCGGGACACGGCGCUGCUGCGGGAGCUGGCCCAGGCCAACGGGCUGUGCCUGGAGAGGACGGUGGACAUGCCGGCCAACAACAAGAGCCUGAUCUUCCGCAAGCUGUGAGCUGCCCUGGCAGCGCCUCCCGGCGCUGCUGUCCCCAGCGAUGCCUCCUGCAGGGUGUCACUGUCCCACCGUGGCUGCCGCUGGGGCUGGGGACAGCA
Molecule: messenger RNA, 929 nt
Organism: Ficedula albicollis (Collared flycatcher)
Lineage: Eukaryota; Metazoa; Chordata; Aves; Passeriformes; Muscicapidae
Gene: METTL26
Product: chromosome 14 open reading frame, human C16orf13
Exons: 7
Coding region: 1-831 (276 amino acids)
Source: RefSeq, a predicted model, not a curated record